Messenger RNA from Dovyalis caffra, 699 nucleotides. NCBI's taxonomy places the organism in Eukaryota, Viridiplantae, Streptophyta, Magnoliopsida, Malpighiales, Salicaceae. The record is from the annotation of a GenBank genome assembly.
AUGCUCAAUGUAGCAAUUUGUGAUGACCCUCUUUAUCAUUUUUGUUUUAGCCAAGAAAACUACACUGCUUACAAUAGUCCUUAUCGCAAUAACUUGAAUGACUUGCUACUUCUUUUAUCUGCCAAAGUCCCUCCUACAGGAUUCGGACUUGGCUCCAUUGGCCAAAGCCAAAACCAUGCAAAUGGAUUAGCCUUAUGCCGAGGUGAUGUGUCCACCACGAAAUGUAAAACUUGCAUCACUGAUGCCGGCAAAGAGAUCCGCGACCGAUGCCCUGAUAAAAGAGGAGCAAUAAUUUGGUAUGAUUACUGCCUGGUUAAGUACUCAAGCACAAAUUUCUUUGGAGACAUUGAUAAUCAAAACAAGUUCUAUUUGUACAAUGUUCAAGAUGUAGACAAGCCUACCGUGUUCAAUAGGAAAGUUAAGGUUUUAUUAAGCAGCUUAUCUAUUAAAGCUUACGUGGGCACCAAGUUUUAUGCCACAGGAGAGCUAGACCUUGGUGCAUCCAAAAAACUGUAUGGUUUGGCUCAAUGCACUAGAGAUCUUUCUAGCCUUGAUUGUAAGAAGUGCCUUGAUGGUGCCAUAAAUGAACUUCCAAGCUGUUGUGAUGGUAAGCGAGGAGGGAGGGUUGUAGGGGGAGUUGCAAUGUUAGAUACGAACUUUACCCCUUUGUGGAGAAUUGGUAAUCAUGGUUAUAAUUAA